CGGUCGGUCGCGUUCCGCUCGCUAAAUAUAAAGCACGUGGCCCAGUGCUUCAGUUAUUCCGCUAUAACCUAUAACCCGUUGCUCGGCAGCCGGCGCUGGCUGAUACACAGAGGCACAGACAAGGGGAGAUUAUCGCUAUCAGUGACUAGCUACACAUCAAAAUGGUGAAUGAAGCAAAUGGCAAUGCGCCUGCGCAGCAGGAACUGGAGACAUUCCUGUCCCAGGAUGAGAAGAAAAAGGAGAAAGUCGUCAACAAAUACAACAUGACGAAAGAUGUGGAGUCGGCCGAUUUCGAUCCGUUCGCCGAACGAAAGUUGGAGAAUCCUACUUCAAACAUGGACACCCUGACGCAUCUGCUGAAGGCGUCCCUCGGUACCGGUAUUCUGGCCAUGCCCAAAGCAUUCAAGUGCGCUGGGCUCGUCUCCGGCAUUUUCUUCACAAUGCUGGUCGCUCUCAUCUGCACUCACUGCUCCUACAUUCUCAUCAAAUGCGCCCACGUGCUUUACAAGAAGACCAAAAGAACGCAGAUGACAUUCCCUGAAGUGGGACAAGCUGCCUUAGAGAAUGGACCACAAGCACUGCGAGCGUGGGGAAAUAUUUUCAGAAUUUUCAUCCUGGUCAGUCUUUUCCUGACUUAUUUCGGUACCUGCUCAGUGUACACUGUGAUCGUCGCCAAGAAUAUUGUCCAGGUUGUAGCUCACUACAUGAACCAAAAGGAGGAAGAUGUAGAAAUUAGAAUUUUCAUCAUCGCUCUUCUACUGCCCCUCAUCUUCAUGGCCUGGAUCCGCAACCUCAAAUACUUGGCGCCAGUUUCCAUGAUCGCCAACGUGUUCAUGGGACUUGGUCUUGGAAUCACUUUCUACUACCUCGUUGGAACUGGCAAACUUAUGACUGACAACAUUAGGUCGAUGCUCUUUAAAGCGCCAGUAGAAUGGCCUGAAUUCUUUUCGCUGAGUAUAUUUGCCAUGGAAGCCAUCGGCGUUGUUAUGCCCCUGGAAAACGCCAUGAAGACCCCUCGCUCCAUGCUCGGCACCUGUGGUGUCCUGAACAAAGGCAUGAGCGGUGUCACCCUCGUGUACAUCCUUCUUGGUUUCCUCGGUUACCUUCGUUACGGAGAGGACGUCAAAGACUCCAUUACCCUGAACUUGGAAAGCGCUGAAAUUCCUGCCCAAAUCGUCAAGAUCUCCAUCGCAAUCGCUGUAUACUGCACAUACGGACUGCAGUUCUUUGUGUGCGUCGAAAUCAUGUGGAACAGCAUCAAGGACAAGUUCACGAAGAGACCCGACCUUGCUGACUACAUCAUGAGGACCAUCAUGGUGACAGCCUGCGUGCUGCUAGCUGUUGCUGUGCCCACCAUUGGACCGUUCAUGGGCGUCAUUGGUGCCUUCUGCUUCUCGAUACUCGGUCUCAUUGCACCCGCCUUCAUUGAAGUCAUCACCUACUGGGACAUCGGCUUUGGUCCUGGCAAAUAUCUCAUCUGGAAGAACGUAGUUGUUCUCAUCUUUGGUUUGUUCGCUCUCAUUUUCGGUACUAAAGAUGCCAUUAAAGAAAUUAUACGCGUGUACAGUAUAUAAGGCAACACUUUAGUGCACAGCCUUCUAUUCAAAGAUUCUGUGUUAAUGUGUGAUAGAUAUUAGCGUACAGCUUAGUAUUUAGUAUAGAUUAUUUUUACCAGUUUUGCGCGUGACACUUUGGGAGUUCAAAUAGUCCAGGUGUCUAGGUCGUAGCCGAUGUUAUUUUGUUUCGUCACCCUGGCACUUGUCAACUAUUUCGACCAAUAGUCUCCUGUGAAACGGACCUGAAUUCUGUUGUAUUGGUAACCGCGACUCACGCUGCUAAACAUAUGGUGCUACUUAUUGCAUGAAGUCAAUAUUUGCUCCACGUCAUGCAUGAAUUCGAAAUAGUUACUAUAUGUAUACUAGAG
Messenger RNA from Spodoptera exigua (beet armyworm), 1924 nucleotides. NCBI's taxonomy places the organism in Eukaryota, Metazoa, Arthropoda, Insecta, Lepidoptera, Noctuidae. The record is from the annotation of a GenBank genome assembly.